Molecule: messenger RNA, 1069 nt
Organism: Staurois parvus
Lineage: Eukaryota; Metazoa; Chordata; Amphibia; Anura; Ranidae
Source: the annotation of a GenBank genome assembly
GGUGUGUCGUGUGUCUUGUGUCUGCAGCCACAGAGCUUCGUUGUGGAAGACUCAACAAAUGCAGUUGUGAUCUCUGAAUGUUUUCAGCCUGCGUUUGCCAGAGCAAUGACAUCCAUAACAAGUGAUGUGUAUGGGUCCCUGCUUGGAGGACACACAGUGAAACGGUUUUCAUCUUCAGUCAGAGUUUGUCAAGGUGGAAAUCAUAUCCUUUGGCUGUAUAAUUACUUGCUUAGAAACCAGAGACAGACAUGGAAAUUUCUCAGACAUUGUACUUGGCUUUGAUGAUUUAGAAGGCUACACAGACAAACAUCCCUAUUUUGGAGCAGUGAUUGGUCGCGUUGCAAACAGGAUUGCCAAAGGUAUCUUCACUGUGGAUGGUAAAGAUUACCUUCUUCCAAUCAACAAUGGGCCUAAUAGCAUCCAUGGGGGACUUAAGGGCUUUGAUAAGGUUCUGUGGACUCCAGAGGUGGUAGAGAAUGGUGUCAAAUUCUCUUACACAAGUGGCGAUGGAGAGGAAGGAUAUCCUGGAGAGUUAAAAAUCUGGGUGACUUAUACACUUGUUGGUAAUGAACUGGCUGUAAAUUAUAAGGCGAAGACCAGUAAGACCACACCUGUAAAUUUAACAAAUCACUCCUAUUUCAAUUUGGCAGGACAGGGUUCAGAAAAUAUAUAUGACCAUGAAAUUUCCAUUGAUGCUGAACACUACCUUCCUGUAGAUGACACAAUGAUACCCACAGGAGACAUAAACCCAGUUGAAGAAACAAACUUUGAUUUGAGGAAACCAGUUAAUCUUGGAAGCCAGAUUGCCAAAUUGCAAGAAAGUGGGUUUGACCAUAACUUUUGCUUGAAGGAGUCACAAAAACAACAGACUUGUGCAAGGGUAUACCAUACGCCUAGUGGCAGAGGGCUCCGUGUGCGGACAACUCAGCCUGGCAUCCAGUUUUACACAGCUAAUUUUUUGGAUGGCUCACUGAAAGGGAAAAGUGGUGCUAUAUAUCCAAAGCACUCAGCUUUUUGCCUUGAAACUCAAGCAUGGCCAGAUGCUGUAAAUAAGGUACUUUUUUUUUAA